CAUCUCCAACAGUGAGAGAGCGAAACGGGGCUAUAUUGCGAACAAUUUUUACGACUCAAAACUGCAGCUGCUGUUUAUUGAUGUGAAAUUGAAAGAGUGUAAACCAGCUUUUUAAUGUGUAAUCAGGCCGGAAGUGCCACUGAAGAGUAACCAUUUUUGGCCACCAAGUGAGUAACUUGCAGCUGCUCUCGAUGUCGGACCCCUCGAACAACUCCUACUGCCAGGCAGUGGGGAACCGUACUUCGUUCUUCACCAGCGCCUACAAUGGCAUACCGGAGACCCUGAUACUGAACACCAUCUUCUGGGUGCUGCUCAUCAUGCUGUUCACGACGCUGCGUCACCGGGCGGGCGACUUUGGACGUUUGGCAUUGGUCAACAGCAACGGAAGUAAAAAGCGCUGGACGGAGAUUUUCUACUCGCGGGCCGCCAGUGUGGUGGAUCCGCAACCGAGCACCUCAGCGGCACAGGCCUCGCCGCGACCAAGCUCUGCUUCCCAGCCCUCCGGCGACUCCACGCCCCUGUCCCCCGUGCAGCCGGAGGAGGGUCUCUUCGGUUGGAUCCGAGUCACGCUGAAGCUGCGCAAGGAAACGAUUCUGCUGCACACUGGGCCGGAUGCCGUGCACUACUUGUCCUUCCAGCAGCACCUAAUGGCCGUCAUGGCUCUGGUGACCGUCGUUUCGCUGGCCAUCAUUUUGCCAGUGAACUUCCUGAACGGACCCACGGACUCGUCGUACGAUGUAAAUGCAUUCGGACGCACCACGAUGGCCAAUCUCUCGCCAGACUCUCCGUGGCUGUGGGUGCAUACGAUCGUCACUAUUCUGUACAUUCCGCUCGUGGUGCUCAUCAUGCGGCGAGCCUCGGGCAGGAAUGCCUUCAAGAAGGCCGCCACCAGGACCAUUAUGAUAUCGAACAUCUCGUCCAGCGAUCGUAAUAAGACCGUGGUGCGGAACUACAUGCAGGAGCUCUUCCCGGACGUCACCAUCGAGAACGUAACCAUAGCGUAUAACAUUUCGCGGCUAUAUGUGAGGAAUGCAGAGUUUGAGAGAGUGCACGAGGCUCGUUUGUACUGCGAACAUCAUCGGGAUAAGGACACCCUCAUGGCCAAGCCCGACAUGUGCUCGUGCAAAAAGGAGAACGCCUACGAGUACUACCAGAGGGAGGAGAGGAAAUUGUCAGGGGACGUGGCCCGGCUACGCGCCUCUACGAUGAACGAGCCCCUAGACAUUGCCUUCCUCACCGUGUCGACUGUACAGGAGGCGCAGAACAUUGUCACCCACUUCACGCCAGGCACCUACCGCCAGUGGCACAUGAUGUUCGCCCCCUCGCCGGAUGACCUCUUCUGGGAGAACCUGAACGUGAACAAGAGCCACUGGUACCUGAAGUUCUUUUGCGUGAACGUCGUGCUCUUCUUGGUACUCUUCUUCCUGACCACUCCGGCCAUGGUGGUGAACCUACUGAACAGUCGGCCCUGGCUGAAGGAUACGGAGGGCAAGAUCUCGCCACUGGUCUCCGAGUUCCUGCCCACCCUGAUGCUGUGGACACUGGCCGCCCUGAUGCCCGUGAUUGUGGCCAUUUCGGACAAGUGGAUGGGGCACUACACUCGCUCCAAGCAGAACUACUCGAUCAUGACCAAGUGCUUUGGCUAUUUGUUGCUCAUGAUCCUGAUUUUGCCCUCCCUGGGACUGACCUCGGCCCAGGCGCUGCUGGAGUGGGGAUUUACGAACGAGACUGGACGCUGGCAGUGCAUUUUCUUGCCGGAUCGCGGAUCCUUCUAUGUGAACUACAUCAUCACGGCUGCAUUUAUCGGUACGGCGCUGGAGCUGCUGCGUUUCCCGGAGUUAAUCGUCUACAUCUGGUCGCUGCUGAAGGCAAACUCGAAGGCGGAGACCCCCUACAUCCGCAAGUCGAUCCUGAUCGAGUUCCCCUUCGGCACCCACUACGCCUGGACCACGCUCGUCUUCACAAUUGCCAUCGUAUACAGCAUCUUUUGCCCCAUCAUCAUGCCCUUUGCCAUGGUCUAUAUCUGUCUGAAGCACUUCGUGGACCGUCACAAUCUGUAUUUCGCCUACGGACCCUCGAACAUGAUCUCACGCAAGGGCGGCAAGAUCCACUCGACAGCUGUUACGAUGACCAAGUUUUCGGUGGUGAUCCUGGUGCUGGUUAUGGCCAUGCUCUGUUACUUCCGCGGCGACGACGGUAUGGCCCGGUUUCUGCUGCUGAUCAUUACCUUGGCCAUCACCCUGACACUGUUCACGUUCAUGUCGCCGAUUAAACGCUGUGCGGCUACGCGGCGUCCCAGCAUCGUUGAGAUUGCCGGACCGGCGCCCAUCUAUGUGCCGGACGUGCUGCGGGAUCACGGGAUACGAAGCAGCGGUAGCGUGAGGCCCCCGGUGGCCGGAUUCGGUGGCUACGGCUCAGACAGCGUGUCCGAGUACGACAGCUCGCAGUACAGCGUCAACAGCGUGGAGGCGUAAAUGGUAUUACCGACCGAUCGAAGUCACAUUUAUAUAUUUUUGUAAAAUAUCUAAGGAAGAGCCACUGAGAACUUUGCAAGUUGGCGGCUUUAAUUUGCACGCGGAGGAGAGAAAUUGUGAUACCUAAACCAGCCUCAAUGUCGUUUUUUAUACAUAUGUAU
Molecule: messenger RNA, 2635 nt
Organism: Drosophila kikkawai
Lineage: Eukaryota; Metazoa; Arthropoda; Insecta; Diptera; Drosophilidae
Gene: Tmem63
Product: transmembrane protein 63
Cellular component (GO): plasma membrane
Molecular function (GO): calcium-activated cation channel activity
Source: RefSeq, a predicted model, not a curated record